Messenger RNA from Clavispora lusitaniae ATCC 42720, 918 nucleotides. The record is from RefSeq and is a predicted model, not a curated record. NCBI's taxonomy places the organism in Eukaryota, Fungi, Ascomycota, Pichiomycetes, Serinales, Metschnikowiaceae.
AUGGAUUCCAAGGGUGAUUUGGUCGUCGCUGUUGCAGACAUGAGCAUCAUGGAAGAUUCCUCAUGGGAAAAACAUAUUGCAGUACAGAUUAAAAGAGGGCAACCACGUUUUAUUGUCGCUGAUUGUAACCUUCUGUCGAAAAUCCUCGAUAGUGUUAUUUCUGAGUCUAAAAAACUUGCAAUUCAGCCGAAAAUCAUCAUUGAGCCUACGUCACAACCGAAACUGGCACGCAUCAAUGGCUUAAGUUCAAGAAACUUAUCUGUGUUCCCCAAUAAUAGUAUACUGAUGAUCACUCCCACCGCCGCUGAACUUGAAAGCAUUUAUGCGUCCUUCAGUUACAGAGAGCUCUUCGAUGACUAUGAUGAAUGGUUUCCUGUGUUGGAUUCCUUGGGUGUCAAUGCCCAAUUUCGUGAUCGAUUAGAGUCUAUUGCACUUAAAAACCCAGUCAUGUCACUGCUUUUAAAGCGAGGCACUCCUCAACAAGCUACACAGUUAUUGCCAUAUAUACCUAAUAUUUUGGUGAAACUAGGUGCCGAGGGGUGCGUUUUGUUCAGAUUAAGCACCGAUGUGACGAGUUACAAGUCUGUUCCUACCACCUCUGACUUUAAACCUACUUUUACCAUAACCUCUCAUGGCCGAGAAGUCGAGGACGGAAAGAAAUUGGGAGUAGUCAUACAGCACUUUGCAAUUCCUACAGAAAACGAGGGAAUAGCUAUUGUUAAUACCACCGGAGCUGGGGAUUCGCUUUUGGGUUACUUGAGUUCUGCACUAUCAAAUCAUGACUGGCUAACACUGGAGAUCGAGACAUUGGAGCAGGAAUGGGCACUAUGGGAGGCAAUUCACAAAGCCCAACUAGCUAGUGGUAAAACGCUCAAAUGUGCCGCUGCAACUAGUGAAGAGAUUGCGUCAAUUAAAUAG